AAACACACCCUGCCAACUCCAUCUACUUCAUCCUUGACAUCUGCCACGGAUUUCGGUCAACCUGUCUGAUCGUUGCUCCCUUAUCCCAUCUCCCCUCAGUCACUCACUCUCCGGAAGUUUAUCGACUGGAAAAGGUGAAGGUUGGAUUUCCGUCGCCACCAUGGGGAUAGGGAGCUAUUUCAAGGCCAAGAAGCCGGAGCCGGCAGGCCAACAACAUGCUGCCUCAACACCAUCGAGAGGUCGUCAACCUUCCACUGGGAACACACAAGCCGGUCAGGACGAUGGCGACAUACUCGCCCCUCCGCAGAUCCGCUAUGGGUCUAGAUCUCGCUCGGCAACGCGCUCUAUGAUGUCGUCAACCAGCUCCGUGAUCCUAGAAGAUAUCAAGCAUGAGGUCAUGGUCAACUAUCUCUACCAGCAACAAUGCUCGUACCUAUGGGUAGCAAAUGGCAGUGGCGAGAUCGAGGGUGUGCUUCUUCGAAAAUCCAGAGGCCAGUACAUGGCCUGCCCGCCGGCCUUGGGGAACUCGCCCUUCGCCAUGGCGUGUGCUGCUCUCAAUGUUCAGUGUGCAAUGACUGUCAACUCACGAGUCAUCAAGACCUUCCUCCAAUGGUCGCCAGAUGCUGUCGAUGUCCCGCUUCUGAACGGCCUGCGAGUCCAAAUUCUGCCCACCAUCGAAGACCUUCCUCGUGCCAGGAAACACCAGUUUGCCGCCUUUAUCGCGUCCGAGGGGUUGCUGGUGGUUUGGGAUGACGACGCACUCCAUCUGAUCCCGAGAGCCAAGGAAAUUGAGUCCGAGCUUAUGCAGCUCGUGUGGAAGACUGGUGAGCCUGGUGAGAUGGAUGAGAAGGCCAAUCCCAUUGUGGGCGCUACCGAGAUUGACGAGGAAAGCGGCGAGCCGAGGCCCGAAGCACGACCGGUCCACCUGCUCAACACCUACCUCGUCAGUAUCACGAUGGCGGUCGUCACAGUGUCUUUGGGAGCAGCCUGGAGGCAGUUGGCGAUCGAGGUCAUGGUCGACGGCGAUUACGUCCGUUUGGCUCUCGUUGCGCUGGCGCCCGUACAAAUCUUCUUCACUCUCUUCUUCGCUCAGGUCAUUAUCGGUUGUCUGGCCCAGAUCUUUGGACCCAUCAAGCAGCUCUCGGUCAACUCCAGGUUCUACUCGGCCAAGCCACCACCGAGAUUGCAGACAGCCGUCCUUCCCCAUGUUACAGUUCAGUGUCCCGUGUACAAGGAGGGCCUCAGUGGUGUCAUUGCCCCUACGGUCAAAUCCAUCAAGCAUGCCAUGUCCACUUAUGAGCUUCAGGGAGGUUCAGCCAACAUGUUCAUCAACGACGACGGUCUGCAGUUGCUUUCGGAAGAAGAUCGUCAAGCCCGUAUUGACUUUUACGCAGACCACAGCAUUGGCUGGGUUGCACGCCCGCGACACGGCGAGAAUGGUUUCCAGCGUCGCGGAAAGUUCAAGAAGGCGUCCAACAUGAAUUAUGCCCUCAUGAUCUCCUGCAAGGUGGAAGAAAAGCUCGCCCAAGUUUCCAGACACUCCGAGUGGUCUCAGCAUGACGAAGCCCAAGCGUAUGAAAGGGCGCUAAAGGACGUUCUCGAGGAAAACGGUCGGGCAUGGGCCGACGGUAACAUCCGCAUGGGCGAUUAUAUCCUCCUCAUUGACUCCGACACCCGUGUUCCUUCCGACUGCCUUCUGGACGCCGUCUCCGAAAUGGAACAGUCCCCUGACGUUGGUAUCAUGCAGUUCUCGUCUGGUGUCAUGCAAGUGGUGCAUACCUACUUCGAAAACGGCAUCACCUUCUUCACUAACCUCAUCUACACGGCCAUUCGUUACACCGUCUCCAACGGCGACGUUGCCCCCUUUGUUGGUCACAAUGCCAUUCUACGCUGGUCCGCCAUCCAGCAAGUCUCGUACGAAGACGAAGACGGCUACGAGAAGUUCUGGUCCGAAAGUCACGUGUCCGAAGAUUUCGACAUGUCUUUGCGCUUGCAAUGCAACGAUUACAUCAUCCGUUUGGCCGCCUGGGCUGGUGAUGGCUUCAAGGAGGGUGUCUCGCUUACCGUGUACGACGAACUGGCUCGCUGGGAAAAGUACGCCUAUGGCUGCAACGAGCUGCUCUUCUACCCCAUCAGGAAGUGGAUCUGGAAGGGCCCCUUCACCCCCCUCUUCCGCCGGUUUCUGUUCUCCAACAUCCGCUUCACUUCCAAGAUCACCAUCAUCUCCUACAUCGGCACCUACUAUGCCAUUGGCGCUGCGUGGAUUUUGACGUCCGUCAACUACUUCCUCAUGGGCUGGUACAAUGGGUUCCUGGACAAGUACUACGUCGACUCGUGGCAGGUGUGGUUCUCCAUCAUUCUCGUCUUCAACGGCCUGGGCAAUGUCGCAUUGGCCGUGAUGAGAUACAGAGUCGGGGAGAGGAGCAUUCUGGGGUCGAUCCUUGAGAACUUCAAGUGGACGCUCAUGUUGGCCAUUUUCCUCGGUGGGCUGUCGCUGCAUGUGUCUCAGGCGCUAUUGGCGCACAUGUUUGAAAUUGACAUGACGUGGGGUGCGACGAGUAAGGAGGCCGAAUUUUCAAAUUUCUUUAUUGAGGUGCCGAAGGUGUUGAAAAAGUUCAAAUUCUCCAUGCUCUUCUCCAUCGGAUUCAUCAUCGGCAUGGUCAUCCUCGCCACGGCGCCCUUUAUUCCUCACUCGUGGCACAUUACCGAUUUCGUGGCCAUCUUGCCUAUGGCAACGGUCGCGGCCAGCCAUCUGUUGUUGCCGCUGGCGUUGAACCCGGCUUUGAUGACUUUCUCGUGGUGAGGUCGGUUGCAAUGGGAGUGGAGGCAAAUGAAGGGAAACGUAAAGGAAGAACACACAUUUCUGGAAAGAAUUCUAUGGAAGUAAUAAGAUCCGGUAUACUACUAGAAUGGGGAUAUAUCACUUGGA
Molecule: messenger RNA, 2929 nt
Organism: Neurospora hispaniola
Lineage: Eukaryota; Fungi; Ascomycota; Sordariomycetes; Sordariales; Sordariaceae
Product: glycosyl transferase family group 2-domain-containing protein
Exons: 4
Coding region: 161-2803 (880 amino acids)
Source: RefSeq, a predicted model, not a curated record